Emiliania huxleyi CCMP1516 is the source of this 654-nucleotide messenger RNA. RefSeq lists its product as hypothetical. Gene Ontology annotation, cellular component: mitochondrial outer membrane. Lineage: Eukaryota; Haptophyta; Isochrysidales; Noelaerhabdaceae. The transcript has 3 exons. Gene Ontology annotation, molecular function: tRNA threonylcarbamoyladenosine dehydratase activity; ubiquitin-like modifier activating enzyme activity. Gene Ontology annotation, biological process: cyclic threonylcarbamoyladenosine biosynthetic process. The record is from RefSeq and is a predicted model, not a curated record. The coding region runs from base 1 to 654 and encodes 217 amino acids.
AUGGAAUGGCCGGCUCGCGCUGUUUCCGAAGGCGGCUCAAAAAAGGAAAAACGCGCUGCUGGCAAGGCGGAGCUGCUCGCGCAGCGCGAGGCUGCGCUCCGUCGCGAGCCAGCCGACCUGCUCGGAGAGCAGCUCUCGCGCAACUGGUCCUUUCUUGGCGAUGAGUCGCAGGGCGCGCUGAGCCGCUCGCUCGUCGUCAUCGUCGGGCUCGGCGCCUCGGGCAGCCAGGCGGCGGCGCUGCUUGGCCGCUGCGGCGUCGGCUGCCUGCGCCUCGUCGACCCGGCAGACGUGACCGCCGACUCGCUCGCGCACCACGCGGUGGCGACGGCAGCAGACGUCGGCCGCGGCCGCGCGGAGGUCUCGCGCGAGGCGCUUCGGGAGACCGUCCCCGCGCUCGCGGCCGAGACGGCGAGCUCGCUGGGCGGCCGCGCGGCGCUCGUCCUGACGCGGUGGCGUGCCGAUCGGCCGGCGGCGGUGGACAACGCGAUUCUCCUCACGAAGCGGGAGGCGGAGGAGCACGACACGGCGGGUAGCACCGAAGCCGUCCCCGCCGAGGCGGCGGCCGCGAUCGAGGCGGCGCUCGCAGCGGCGAGGACGGAGGAGAGAGCGGAGCCGGUAGCCGGAGGGGGUCUGCUGGCUAGCCUGCAGUUGUGA